Molecule: messenger RNA, 3468 nt
Organism: Leptidea sinapis
Lineage: Eukaryota; Metazoa; Arthropoda; Insecta; Lepidoptera; Pieridae
Gene: nuf
Product: rab11 family-interacting protein 4A
Exons: 14
Coding region: 268-1650 (460 amino acids)
Biological process (GO): regulation of cytokinesis; endocytic recycling
Cellular component (GO): cleavage furrow; recycling endosome membrane; midbody
Source: RefSeq, a predicted model, not a curated record
UGUGUAUGGUACAGGUGUGUCGAUUGAUUUCAACACGUAAAUAAAACCUGUUUUAUCGUGAACCAAACUUUACAAAAAAUUGCAAUAAGUGGAUUAAAGUGUUGUGUAACAGUGUUAUUGAUAAAUAUAGUUGAAAUUUUUGUCUGUGGUCGUGAAUUAGGAAAUAGUGACAAGUUCUUGGUCUAGAGUCCUUGAGUUGGAGGCUCUAUUACGCUGCUUCUUUUCUCACACCAACAAGAUUAAGAGUUGAAGGUGCCCAGAGCUGUGAUGAUGGCACCCAGCGUUUUCCAGAGAACAAAAUCACCUCGAACAUCACCCGGCAACUUACCAAGGAAGCUUCAGAAUGGAUCCGAGCACCCUACUAUUACAGCGACGACCGCAGAUUCGAGUCCCGGCAACUCAAUGUCAGACGCAGAAAACUUCGAGUGCUACGGUGAAGCUGAUGGAGACGUGCCUGCAAACACAUUAGAGAAUGGAUCCAGGAGUCCAGGAAACAAUCUCAACCGACAUUCUUGGACAAGGACAAGUCUUAGACGAACACCUCCAAGCCAUCAAGAAAAUUUGCCGCAUCGACGAUGGGGGUCAAUGCGACACUCUGGGAAACGGCAGAUUGGCUCCAAUGUCUUAGCAAGCCAAUUAUACCGAUCGUCGUCUUUCAACUCUUCGGGGUGCGGUUCAGGAGGUGAGCCGGCGGACGAUAUGUACUCUGAUGUCUCGUUGGAGGAAGAUGUUCAGGGACUCAACUAUAAGGUACAGCUUCUGCAGCAACAAGUCACGACGCUGGCAGACACCCAGAGCUCGACUGACGAGAGAUAUGCGAGAGCCAAGGCUGAGAACGCGGUACUGCAAGCUCGGGUACACAUGCUGGACGAACAAAUACGAGAGAUUGAAUGCAGAUGCGAGGAACGAAUAGCUGAGGAACAAAAGAGAUGCAGAGAAGCAAUAGCACGCAUAGAAAGAGACAGGGAUGCCCAACUAUCAGCACUCUCUGAUAGACUCUGUGCUGCCGAAACUGACGCUUCCGAUCUCAAACAAGAGGUCGGUCGACUGCGGGGCGUGGCUGAAACUUUACGAGCGAACGCUGAGAUCAGCGCACGGAGUGCGAAGGAAGCUCAAGAAGCGGCCGGAGAACUUGCAGCUCAACUCAACGCUGCCAGAGAAGCGGAGCGUCGCGAGCGCGAGGCGUGUGAAGCGAGCCAGGCGCUGCUGGUGCGGGCGCAGCACGAGGCGCGUGUGCUGUCGGCGGCGCCGCCCCCCGCGCCCGACCCGCGCCUGCUCGAGCUGGAGCAGGAACUGAUGCUACUGCGGACACAUAACAAAAGCCUCACAGAGGCUCAAGAGGAGCUUCAGGCGCAGAUUUUAACGCGCGGCGUUGAAGAAGGUCGGAGUCUUUUGGAUGGAGUGAGCGGGCCUCUAGCCGCUACCAACUCUUUGGCACACGAACUGUCACAAAUGUCAGACGAUGAGCCCGUUGUUGGUAGCCAAUCACAUCUCAGCAUUGAGUUGGAAAAGUUACAAAAGGCGUUAAAAGAACAGCAGGAUGUCAACGUUCAGCUCAGGGACUACAUCGACGGCAUUCUCCUCGCUAUCGUCGAAAACUAUCCCCAACUUCUCGAGGUGAAAUAUCAAAAGCCCGAUAUAAAAUCAUAACAAUGUAUCAUUCAACCUUACAUCAUAUAUACGUCUAGAUAGACUGACAGCUUUGAAAACGUCGAAAAAAAUAGACUUUAGAACUAACCUCUAUUUUGAGCAAUUCACGCACACUAAUACAAAGUGUCAUACAUAUCGCUAGUGUAAGACAUUGCUUGUCAGGAACACUAAACUAAUAUUUCUGGCCUGUUUUGUCGGUUGUCAAACAGUAAGAGACUAUCUAGACGUAUAAAUUAUCUAAGCAUUCAACAAUGCAUUACUUUGCUGCUAUAUUGAAAGUGUAGUUCAAUUUCAAACACGUCCGCCAUUCGUUCAAUGUUUUUAAUAUAAUGUUAAUUUAAUAAUUCAACGCUGUGAUAUAAAUAUAAUUAUGUAUUUAAACACAACAAUUUUUCAUCCGUGAAAUUUUAGACCUAAAUUGCUGUUCCAAUUAUUAAUACUUAGAUAACAAAUACGUGUAGAUAGACUGUGACAGCGGUGAACACGUCAAAAAAAUUGCGGCGAACUGUAAGCCUCUAUUUUCAUCAAACGAAAACAAAGUAACUGAAAUAUCGCGUAAGACGUAGCUGUCACGCACACUAAAGUAAUAAACUUGCCCUGUUGUAAUGCGUUGCCUUACCAAGAGGCUCUAUCUAGAUGUAUGGAUUAUCUAAGUAAUAAUUCUUAAUAAUGAUAUUUAAAUGACAUAAAACAAAACACUCCUAUCAUAUUACAUUUAUGUUUGUUAUUAUUAUAGUAAUUAUUACUUUAAAUAUAAGAUUAUUGAUUUCGUAGCAAUAGUUAAUUAGUGCAAUUUGAUGUUUUAUUAUUUUACAAGAUGGCGUCUUAUGAACCGUGCCACAGACUAUCCAGAGUAUAUAAAGCUACUUAAUUACUUGUAAAUACAUAGAGAAUAGAAUAUUAUAUAGAUACGUUCCUUGCGUUAUCUCAUAGACAAGCUUAUUAUAAUGUUGUAGGAUGAAGGAUUAUUCUGUAUUACUUAGAUCUGGGAGUAUUAAUAAUAAGGCCAGGCCGUCCAUAGAUUUUCUAUUACGUUAGCUGUUUAAAAUCCAAGAUAAUUUGAAUGUAUUCUUGAAGAAAUUAAGAUUAUAUUGGCACUAAAAUGUUGGCAUUAAAACCCAAAGCAAUCGUGCUACAAUAAUCUAUUCUCCAAAUUUUCUGUCAUCACGAAAGCGUUCCGAAUUCAAAAUGUUUCGUAACAGCCAGUCUAUCAAUUUUAAGACACAAUACUUAGAGUCUAAACAAUAUUUUUUUCCCACCUCGAUGAGAAGCUUUCUUUUAGUCCCUGGUACGAGGGACAAAAGUCGUCUUGCCGAGAGAGAAUCUUUUGUCCCUCGUACCAGGGACUAAAAGACUAAAAGCGACCCUUCAUCCAGUGGGAAAAAAUCGUAUACGCGUACCACGUGAGAUAAGUAGGACAAUGCCACCCGCGAUUGUCAAUAUUCCGCGGGUGAUAAUGACCUACUUUUCUCCCUAGGUGCGUAAUAUAAUAUUUUCUAUUCCCAAAAUAUCUUGGUUUUUAAACUGUCAACAAAUUCCUACCAUUUUAUUGGUAGCUGAUAAUUAAUUAUAUCGGUGCAUAUUGUGCUCUGUUAAUGAGAGUUUAUAAAUUUGAAUUAAAUUAUUACAAAGCCAUUAUUAAAUGUAUUCUUAAAAUUUUUAUAGCGUAGAGCAGUAAAUGGAAAAUUGUAUGUUACUUGUAUUUUUAUAUUAAAUUAAGGAGAUAUCAGAUAUUAAUUAUUUGUGUACAUUUUGAUAACAUAAUAUGUGAGAAUAAUAAAAUUAAAUAUUAUAUAAAAUAAUAAAUUCUAAUAUCAA